AGGAAUGCAGUUAAGUCUUUUUUAAGUAAAACGAAAGAGCAGGUAGUUCUGCUUCCUCCCCUUCUCUUGGUUUUGUUCCAGCAGACAAUCAAUGAGCCGCUCUCUUGAAUUCAGAAGAAAGGUCAGCUAGGUUGAUCUUGAUAUUCUCCCUCUCCUUACUCCUGAUGGCCAUCCCUCCUGAGGAGCUGGAGUUUUAGGUCAGGCUCAAAGUGGUGGGCAUCCCAAGGAAGAAAAAUCAUUGGUACAAGUGUUGUUUUUUUUUUUUUUUACUUUGGUCUUGACUCCUUGACUUUGGACGUUGGAGCUUGUGUUGUGUGCGUUUCAGGGGAGAGGAGCAGUGGAAUUCAUCAAUUUCUCAGGCGUCUAGGACCCCAAAACAGUUAAGAACACCGGUUUAGCUGUGGCUGUUCCCUGAAAGGAAUGAACUUGGCCUGGUUGUUCCUCUGAUGCCCCAUGUCACCACACAUUGGAUUUUCACUACUAAAAAUGGGUGUUUGCACAUUGCUGUGUAAGAGUUGUGUUCUGUCUUGUUUUUAAGUAUUUGUCUUGUUUUUCCCACCAAACUGGCCAAUGACGCCGUGCCCUCUGCUGGCCUGCCUGUGGUUGCCAUGGCUCAGGGCUUUGUAUGUGGUGGCUGUGCAGUCACUGUAAUUAACUGACUUGGGUGCUGGGUGUAGGAGAACAGCCUGGAAGGCAGGCACAGAUGGGACAGCUUUUGUUCUGAGUAGGACAUGAAUUCGUGCCCUUAAUUGAAUUUGGGUCCGGUUACUUGUGGAACCCAGCCAAUGUCAAGUUCGAACCCACGACAGGGUCUUUUUCGGAGUAGCACGAACUCAGGAGAAAUCUGGCUGCUCUGUCAUGCCCACACUCUUUCCAUCCUGCAUGCAGACAGACAGUUUCAAGUAACAGGAGAUGUUCCAGGCAGGGCCAGGCUGGGCUCUGCCUUCUUUGGAGAGUAAUCCAGUGACCCUGAACGUCUGUUGGCCUCCUAUCCACCAACCCCUGCAGUCUCCAAUCAACAGCGCCCUCCUUCCAGCCGGCUUCUGCAACUAGAGCCUCAGCCCUCCCUCUCGCCUGGAAGCCUUGCCCCCGCCCCCUUGCGCAGGGCCCCAGCUAGUCUAGCUCUGGGCUCUUCCCUUGUCACAGCUCCCUCCGCCCAGAGGAACACACUCAUUGGGGAGGUUUCCUCUUUCUUCUUCCCCACCCACUCUGGGUCCCAGCUGGCAGAGAUGGACCAUCCAACACCCAAGGUUCUCCCAGCCAGACCCCGCAGCCCCUCCCUAGGAAUGUGGGCUUUGGAGGCCGGCAGGGUGAGGUUCUCAGUGCCACCCUCCAUCAGCAGGAACCCGGCCAUGGUGAACGAACCCAGAGGGGAUGGCGGCCCCCCUCCGCGCUCAGAGGGCAGCAGCAGCGGCAGCGAGAGCUCCAAGGAGAGUUCGAGAUGUUCCACGCCCGGGCUGGACCCCGAGCGCCACGACAGACUCAGGGAGAAGAUGAGGCGAAGGAUGGAAUCUGGUGACAAGUGGUUCUCCCUGGAAUUCUUCCCUCCUCGGACGGCUGAGGGAGCUGUCAAUCUCAUCUCAAGGUUUGAUCGGAUGGGGGCAGGAGGCCCCCUCUUCAUAGAUGUGACCUGGCACCCAGCAGGGGACCCCGGCUCAGACAAGGAGACCUCUUCCAUGAUGAUUGCCAGCACCGCCGUGAACUACUGUGGCCUGGAGACCAUCCUGCACAUGACCUGCUGCUGUCAGAGCCGGGAACAGAUCACAGGCUACCUGCACAAGGCCAAGCGGCUGGGCCUGAAGAACAUCUUGGCGCUGAGGGGAGACCCCGUGGGUGACCAGUGGGAAGAGGAGGAGGGAGGCUUCAGCUAUGCGGCGGACUUGGUGAGGCACAUCCGAAGGGAGUUCGGGGACUACUUCGACAUCUGUGUGGCAGGUUACCCCAAAGGCCACCCCGACGCAGGGAGCUUUGAGGCUGACCUGAAGUACUUGAAGGAGAAGGUAUCCGCAGGAGCCGACUUCAUCAUCACCCAGCUUUUCUUUGAGGCUGACACAUUCUUCCACUUUGUUAAGGCUUGCAGCGAGAUAGGCAUUACCUGCCCCAUCCUCCCCGGAAUCUUUCCUAUUCAGGGCUACCACUCCCUUCGGCAGCUCGUGAAACUGUCCAAGCUGGAGGUACCGCAGCAGAUCAAGGACGUGAUUGAGCCAAUCAAAGACAAUGAUGAUGCCAUCCGAAACUAUGGCAUUGAGCAGGCCGUGAGCCUGUGCCAGGAACUUCUGACCAGUGGCUUGGUGCCAGGCCUCCAUUUCUAUACCCUCAACCGUGAGAUGGCUACCACAGAGGUGCUGAAGCGUCUGGGCAUGUGGAUUGAGGACCCCAGGCGUCCCCUGCCCUGGGCUGUCAGUGCCCACCCCAAGCGCCGGGAGGAAGAUGUACGUCCCAUCUUCUGGGCCUCCAGACCAAAGAGUUACAUCUACCGCACACAGGAGUGGGAUGAGUUCCCCAACGGCCGCUGGGGCAAUUCCUCCUCUCCAGCCUUUGGGGAGCUGAAGGACUACUACCUCUUCUACCUGAAGAGUAAGUCCCCAAGGGAAGAGCUACUGAAGAUGUGGGGGGAGGAGCUGACCAGUGAAGAAAGUGUCUUUGAAGUCUUUGCCUGCUACCUCUCAGGAGAGCCCAACCAACAUGGUCACAAGGUGACUUGCCUACCUUGGAAUGAUGAGCCCCUGGCGGCUGAGACCAGCCUGAUGAAGGAGGAGCUGCUGCGAGUGAACCGGCAGGGCAUCCUCACCAUCAACUCCCAGCCCAACAUCAAUGGGAAACCAUCCUCCGACCCCAUUGUGGGCUGGGGCCCCAGUGGGGGCUAUGUCUUCCAGAAGGCCUACUUGGAGUUCUUCACUUCCCGAGAGACGGUGGGGGCGCUUCUGCAGGUGCUGAAGAAGUAUGAGCUCCGGGUUAAUUACCACAUCGUGGACGUCAAGGGUGAAAACAUCACCAAUGCCCCUGAGCUGCAGCCCAACGCAGUCACAUGGGGCAUCUUCCCUGGGCGAGAGAUCAUCCAGCCUACAGUGGUCGAUCCCGUCAGCUUCAUGUUCUGGAAGGAUGAAGCCUUCGCCCUGUGGAUCGAGCAGUGGGGCAAGCUGUAUGAGGAGGAGUCUCCGUCCCGCAUGAUCAUCCAGUACAUCCACGACAACUAUUUCCUGGUCAACUUGGUGGACAAUGAGUUUCCGCUGGACAACUGCCUCUGGCAGGUGGUAGAAGAUACAUUUGAACUUCUCAACAGGCCCACGCCAGAGCAAGGGGCAGAGGCUCUAUGAUCCUGCACCCUCGUGUCCUUGGCUUGAGCCCACUGGUGUCCUGCCUUCCUCCUCCCCAAUCCUAGUUUUCCUGGGGACCCCUCCUCUUUCAUCUCUCCCCAAGCCCCGGCCUCCACUCCUCACGUGGUGAUGGCAGCUAGACGCUCUGGCUGGACCGGAGCCAGCCCCUCGAGGGAGGCUGGUCUUCCUUGCUCAGCCUAGAGUCUGUGCCCUAUAUGAGGAGCACCUCCCUCCGCAGAGGACCUCGUGGGUGGAACAACAUCCUCCCUGAGGAGAAGAAGAGGGGGUGGUUGUUGCUGACCGAGCCCCUGAACCAGGGCAGUUCCUGGGACCUUGCAUUCGGACCUGCGGGGACAGCAGUGAACCCGGGUGGCAGGCACUUACGGUGCUGCCGAAGAGACCGGCAGAGCGGAGGGCCCCCCCCCGCCCCCGCUCAUCUUGGAGGUGGUCCUGCUUGUGGCUGGAGGGGCAGAUCCCUGCCCUGCCCACCUGCUUGGCAGGCCGCCCGCCAGGCCUUGGCCUGAAACCCGAUAAGGCAAGCAUUUCUUGCCCCUGGCUGCCUGAGAGCCCAGCUGGGCUUUCACUUUUCUACUGUGCUGCUUUUCUGUAUUCUGGUGGUUCAAGAGGGAAAGUACCUCGUAGAGGUUAAAGGCAUCUGAACCCUUA
Messenger RNA from Mirounga angustirostris (Northern elephant seal), 3983 nucleotides. It is a transcript of the gene MTHFR, whose product is annotated as methylenetetrahydrofolate reductase. Gene Ontology annotation, biological process: tetrahydrofolate interconversion. The transcript is spliced from 12 exons. Bases 1230 to 3317 code for a protein of 695 amino acids. Gene Ontology annotation, molecular function: methylenetetrahydrofolate reductase [NAD(P)H] activity; FAD binding. NCBI's taxonomy places the organism in Eukaryota, Metazoa, Chordata, Mammalia, Carnivora, Phocidae. Gene Ontology annotation, cellular component: cytosol. The record is from RefSeq and is a predicted model, not a curated record.